CCCAGUCCUGUGUCUUAUGGAAACACACACCGCUCAGAAGCCGGAAAGACUCUUACAGGAUAAAAUGCCGAUGCCAGGGAUUCUCCGACUUAGCUCUGUAACGCCAGCGCCACCCUAGCGGCGUCCAGCGCCUGGAAGACGCGCGGUUUGCGCGUUUGCAGAGCGAAUGGCUGACAGCUACCGUGUGGUCCUAGGUGAACCCGUCUCCCAAAGCAGAGUGCACUCUUAAAGCAUCUUUGAGGCUGACAGGGUUUCUAAUGCUCGCCGGUCAUGUCAGGCUACUACGGGGUCCGGAGAUCGUUCUUGUCUGACUCGGACUUCCACGGCAGUAAACCGUUUGGCAGCGACGCCUACACCCCCGGCGUGGCGAAGCCCUUCGCCUGCGAGCCGGCCGCCGCGCAGGGCCCCGCGGCGCUGCUGGAGCCGGGCCCGGCCGGACCCGCCGCGCUCCUGGGCGCCGCGCCGCUGCCGCCGCUGCUGCCGCCGCCCUUCCCCGGGGACCCCGCGCACUUCCUGCUGAGGGACUCCUGGGAGCAGACGGUGCCGGAUGGGUUCAGCCAGCCGGACCCCGUGCCCGCCGAAGCUCUGCAGACUUUGCCACCCAGCACGAGCUGUCUUUCCCCGCUCGAGUCCGCGAGCACCACCCAGCACAGGAGCGCAAGCUGGGGGGCUCCCCUGGCCGGGACUCAGCCCUACUCCCUGCACACGCUGGAGGACCUGCAUCACCCAGCAGGGUACCCCGCCCCGCCCCCCUACCCCUUCGCCCCUUUGGUGACCAUGUCAAACGACCUACUGCCCAAGGGGCUGCCUCUGUCCCCAGAGGAGGGGACAGACACCUCUUCCCUUCAUGAUCCUUCGCCUUGGACGAAAGAAGACGGGAGUAUGGCCUGGGGCGCCUAUGAAUGCCGCAGAGCUUACUGAGGGGUGGACCAAAGGACUUCUCUGCUUUUCUCUAAUUGGGUUCAAUAUUCCACAGAUCGUUAAGGUGUGCCUGCUCAUUGAGUACUGGGUCUUUAGGGUAGCCACCAUCUGCUAAUGGACGAUGGCAUUUAUCUGUACUCCUCCCCUCUGUAACCCCACUGAAAUCCGACUCAAUGUUAGUUAAAUACAUCCUGGACCAGGUGCUAGUGAAACAAUCUUACAGUGUGGUCAGUUUGAAACUUCAGGAACACCUCAGGCUCUCAAUCUUCUGUUAUCCUUGAAAUAUCAUUUUUGGCUCCAAUUUGUUUUCCUAAAUUACAUUAAAAAGUUUUUGUAAACAUAAAA
Messenger RNA from Chinchilla lanigera (long-tailed chinchilla), 1266 nucleotides. It is a transcript of the gene Pou2af2, whose product is annotated as chromosome unknown open reading frame, human C11orf53. The record is from RefSeq and is a predicted model, not a curated record. Lineage: Eukaryota; Metazoa; Chordata; Mammalia; Rodentia; Chinchillidae.